UCGCACCACCCGUCGCUCCCACCCCGCGCCCCCUCCCGCCGCUGCCGCCGCCGCCGCCGCAGCCACCCCCAUUGUCCUCUCUGCUCUCCUCGCGAGUCCAGGGCAUGCUUGGUGCUCCUGCUCCCGGCUUCGGCGGCGGUGAAACUCACUACCCACCCGCGGAGACAUGAGACGCAGGCCGCGGGCCGUCCUGGCCCUGGGGCUGCUGCCCUUCUGCCUGGUCCAGGCCAACUUCGCCCCCCAUUUCUUUGACAACGGAGUGGGCAGCACUAAUGGAAACAUGGCCCUAUUCAGCCUCCCAGAGGACACCCCUGUGGGUUCUCAUGUGUACACACUGAAUGGGACAGACCCCGAGGGAGACCGGGUCUCCUAUCACAUCAGCUUUGACCCCAGCACUAGAAGUGUCUUUUCUGUUGACCCCAAUUUUGGAAACAUCAGCCUGAUUGAAGAGCUGGACAGAGAGAGGGAGGAUGAGAUUGAAGCCAUCAUCAGCAUUUCUGACGGCCUGAACCUGGUGGCAGAAAAAGUCACGAUCCUAGUGACGGAUGCCAAUGACGAGGCACCCAGGUUCAUCCAAGAGCCUUAUGUUGUACUAGUUCCUGAGGACACACCUGCCGGGAGCAGCAUCUUCAAGGUCCAUGCAGUGGACAAGGACGCUGGCUCUGGAGGGAGUGUCACCUACUUCCUGCAGGACCUGCACUCCACCAAAUUUGCCCUGGAUCGCCACAGCGGAGUGCUGCGCCUGCAGGCUGGAGCCACUCUGGACUAUGAGAAGUCCCCGAUGCAUCUUGUCACUGUGGUUGCCAAGGAUGGCGGGGGCAAGCUUCGAGGUGCCGAUGUGGUGUUCUCAGCCACCACCACUGUCACGAUCAAUGUGGAGGACGUCCAGGACAUGCCUCCUGUCUUCCUGGGCACACCCUACUACGGCUAUGUGUACGAAGACACCCUGCCGGGCUCAGAGGUGUUGACAGUGGUGGCCAUGGAUGGAGAUCGGGGCAAACCCAACCACAUUCUCUACAGCCUCAUGAACGGUAGUGAUGGAGCCUUUGAAAUUAAUGAGACAUCUGGAGCCAUUUCCGUCGUGCAGAGCCCUGCCCAGCUCCGGAAGGAGGUGUAUGAGCUGCAUGUACAGGUGACAGAGGUCAGCUCUGCAGGGAGUCCAGCUGCCCAGGCCAUGGUCCCUGUCACUAUCAGAAUUGUGGACCUCAACAACCAUCCACCAACAUUCUAUGGAGAGAGUGGGCCUCAGAACAGGUUUGAGCUGUCCAUGUAUGAACAUCCACCCCAGGGGGAGAUCCUGAGGGGCCUCAAGAUCACCGUCAAUGACUCCGACCAGGGAGCCAAUGCCAAAUUCAACUUGCGGCUGGUGGGACCUGGAGGCAUCUUCCGAGUGGUCCCACAAACGGUCCUAAAUGAAGCCCAAGUCACCAUCAUUGUGGAGAACUCAGCAGCCAUUGACUUUGAAAAGUCUCAAGUGUUAAUCUUUAAGCUCCUGGCCAUUGAAGUGAAUACUCCAGAGAAGUUCAGUUCCACGGCUGAUAUUGUGAUCCAGCUCCUGGACACCAAUGAUAAUGUCCCCAAGUUCACUUCCCAUUACUAUAUUGCCAGGAUCCCUGAGAAUGCCCCAGGGGGCUCCAACGUAGUGGCUGUCACAGCUGUGGAUCCAGACACAGGACCCUGGGGCAAAGUCAAAUACUCCAUCUAUGGGACUGGGGCAGACCUGUUCCUGAUACACCCAUCCACUGGACUUAUCUACACACAGCCCUGGGCCAGCCUGGAUGCCGAAGCAACUGCUAGGUACAACUUUUAUGUGAAGGCUGAGGACAUGGAGGGCAGGUACAGCCUAGCUGAAGUAUUUGUCACUCUGCUGGAUGUCAAUGACCACUACCCCCAAUUUGGUAAGAGCAUCCAGGAGAAGACAAUGGUCCUGGGGUCCCCAGUGAAAAUUGAGGCCACAGAUCAGGAUGCAGAGGAACCCAACAACCUGGUGGACUAUUCCAUCAUGCAUGCAGAGCCAGUCAAUGUGUUUGACAUUGAUGCACACACAGGGGAGAUCAGGCUCAAGAACUCCAUCCGCUCCCUGGAUGCCUUGCACAACAUCACUCCUGGAGGGGACUGUACUUGGUCUCUACAAGUGCAGGCCAAGGACCGAGGCUCCCCAUCCUUCAGUACCACGGCCUUACUCAAGAUUGACAUCACAGACACUGAGACACUGUCCCGAGGCCCCAUGGCUGCCUUCCUGAUACAUACUAAGGACAAUCCCAUGAAGGCUGUGGGUGUACUGGCCGGUAUCAUGGCCAUCGUUGUGACCAUAACUGUCCUCAUCUCCACUGCCACUUUCUGGCGCAACAAGAAGUCCAACAAAGUCCUGCCAGUGAGACGUGUACUCCGCAAGCGCUCCAGUCCUGCACCCCGCACUGUCCGCAUUGAGUGGCUCAAGUUCAGGAGAGCCAAGUCUGCCACCAAGUUCAUGCUCAAAGAGGAUCCUUCCAAUGAGAACUGCAAUAACAGCACAAGAAGCUCAUUGCCCCCCAUAGCUCCAGCUCUCCCUCCACCCCCUAGAAUGGUACCCAACACAGUCACCCACUGUACGGUGCCUACAGUCUCUGGAUCCCUCACUCCUGAGAGACCCCAACAGUCACCUCAAUCUGAGGCCUUGAAAAAUCCCACCCAGUCAACUCUGAUCUCUGAGCUCAAGCAAAAGUUCGAGAAGAAAAGUACAAACAACAAGGCUUACUUCUAAAGAGUAUCCUGUGGCUCCUUCUUCCCUUCCUCCUGAACACAGCCACCCUGCUGAUCUCAACGUACUCCCCUCCCUCUGCUUCUGAAGGUCACCCCUGUUUUGUACCCCACCCACAAGGCUCUGGACAGGGCCUUAGGCAAGUGAUUUCUCAGGAUGCAUUUGACAAAUAUGUCCCCAUAUCCUAAUUCUUGACACAACUUUGAUGCUCGCCAUUCUUCAGAGGCUGGCAGUUGACAAGGAGCUAGCUCUAUGCAUCUGCUACUCACCAAUCCCAGACUUCACAGUUGCUUGGGUCCUGCUGGGUACUCAUCAUAGGACCUUAGCUGUAUGUGAUAAGCCAAUGUGAAUCUGGAUUCUGGAGCCCAUAGCUAAGAGGUGGAACAGGGGAAGGAAACCCAGUCCUCGCUAAUGCAAGAUCAGCAAACCUUACAUUCCAUAGGAGAGGAAAUGCAGGCAAGCAGAGAGCAAAGAUACACUGAAAACUCAUCCUGGCUGCAUGGCUCUGUCCAAAGCCACUGAAACAUUGAAGCGUGGCAUCUCAGUGAGAUUGUAGGACCAUGUUGUGCCCAUAUGGGACAAGAGACAUAAGAGUAUAAGAUGGUCUUGCCAAGAGUGAAGACAGAUAUGCCUAUCCAGGACUUCCCUGGUCCCAGAAUCUGGAGGCACACUGGGAGCCCUAGAGGCACCCAAGAGAAGGUUGGGACCCUCUCUGAGGAACUGCUCCCACCAGUCCUCUUCCAAGAGACAGUGUAGGGUAGUGGAUAGAUUUCAGGGCUAAGAUCUAGGGGAUCUUCUGGUUUUAUCCAGCUCUUCUGCUCACAUUGGAUAACCUUAGAGAAGCUGUUAUAACUCCCUGAUCAUCUUCUUUUUCAUCUGUAAAAUGAAGAACAUAAACCCUAAGGUUGUGAUGAAGGCUUCAACCAAGUGCGAAGUGGCACAAAUGCAGUCUCUUUCUGCAAGCCAGUUCUCUGAGUACAGUUCUUCUAGAAAGUAUUAGAAUACUCUGGAGGUGCUGUGCUGGGUUUGGGGGCUACCACUGGUCCCCAGAAGCCUGAAUCAGAUGACAGCUUUACCCUUGACUCCUACACCUCCCUUUCUGUUCUCCUGUCACCCAUGCCACUCUCAGGGAGAGCCAGAGCUGGGCAGCAAUGUCCAUUCCAAGCCUCCGUUUUGCCAGGAUAAGGGAAAUGAGUUCCCAAGAAAGGCAUGAUUUGUCCGGUGUUGCAUAAUGGGUUGGUAGUAGGGAUCUGAUCUGAGAGCAUUCUCCUAGAGCCCAGGCAUACAUUAUGAGUAUGUGACGUGUCCCUCAGGACAGAAAUCCUGCAAACUCACUGUGUUAACACACAGAGGUUCUUCCCUGCUUUAAGGAACCUGUUAUAAGAAAAUCUAGAUUUGUACACAGAGGUAGAAAAAUAGAACUCUUCUUUGCAUUUUGCUCCACUUGCACAUAAGCCCUCUAGAAUAUGUCCGUGAUUUUUAAGAGAACAGCUUUUAAGCUUGUGUGGUUCUCUUGAUGUCUGAAUCUGUGUUUUGAGGUAUUACUCAGAUGUGCCAGUGUACAGAAUUCUUGCCAGGGUGUCUUCAGUUCUUAACUCAAACAGUAUUAAUGAGGGGUGGGCUCCAGCAUGUCAGGAGCCCAGACUGGACAGGUCUUUCCAGCCCAUGUUCAGGAGAGGGCUAAGUUGGAUUAUGCCUGCCCUUUAUAGGGAAUACAGCAUUCUUACAACAUGCAUGCAACCUCUUUUGUAAAUGAUAAAUAAAAACCUAUUAACUGUAGGACAAUUUGACCUCCUGCCCCUGCUUCCAUUUGUGUUCACUGACUUGUGGAGACCAGUCUUCUUGACCCACCACCAAGCUCAGCCUGCCUUCUGGCUCCUUUGGUGGGUAUAUCCAACCUGACCCCCAGAUCCAACUGAGGGAGGCUUUGAAUUUUUGUCCAAAUUGCCUGCAUGUACCUCAAACAGCAGCUCAUUUGCAGAAUUGUCUACCUGACCUUGACUCAUCCAGGACUUGGAUUGAGCUUUUUCCCCAAGUAGGACACACUCACCCAGGGUUGCUUGGGAAAGAAGGAGAUUUGGAGCUAGAACUAAUUACCCCAGUGCAUCCCAGCAAGGCAGGAAUUGGGAGGCUUGGCAUGACAUGAAAACUGAGAAGGCAGCUCAUCUCUGGGAUGAUAGUUGUUAAGACCUCUAAACUGACACACAGUUUCUAGAAAGGAGUUGGACUCCAAGACAAGCUCAGAAACUUGAACCAAGGCAGAAUCAGUCUUGGAACUGGCUAUGGAAGGAGAAAGGGCAAGAUAGCCAGCAUGAGCCACCUUGGGGCAGAGGAGGUGGGUGCAGCGGAAUUGAAGAGAUCAGUGAAUGUAGUCAGCACUAGAGUAGACUCUGCCACUAAGGUAGAGUAGAGCUAAACAAGUCCCACUGCCUUAGGUAACAUCAGGGUGAGGGGCUCUCUGCUCAGUCACAUCAGGAUAGACCCAGACCUACAAGCUGGUACAAUGCAAGGCCUGUAGGGAAAGAGCUGAGAGGGCAGAACAGCAUCUGGCUAGGGCCUCCCACUCCUGGACUACAAGAAUGGAGCAUUAGCCCUAUGGACAACCAAUAGAUACUACUUGAAGAAAUCUUAUGGUUAUUUUUUUCUUUCCUGUAGUUGAGCCCAGACUUUCUAA
Sciurus carolinensis (gray squirrel) is the source of this 5414-nucleotide messenger RNA. RefSeq names its product cadherin related family member 1 (gene Cdhr1). The record is from RefSeq and is a predicted model, not a curated record. The coding region runs from base 167 to 2743 and encodes 858 amino acids. NCBI's taxonomy places the organism in Eukaryota, Metazoa, Chordata, Mammalia, Rodentia, Sciuridae. Gene Ontology annotation, biological process: cell morphogenesis; cell-cell junction assembly; multicellular organism development. The transcript is spliced from 17 exons. Gene Ontology annotation, cellular component: plasma membrane; adherens junction; catenin complex. Gene Ontology annotation, molecular function: cadherin binding; calcium ion binding.